This is a messenger RNA of Perognathus longimembris pacificus (Pacific pocket mouse), 4493 nucleotides long. It is a transcript of the gene Lancl1, whose product is annotated as LanC like 1. Bases 319 to 1518 code for a protein of 399 amino acids. Gene Ontology annotation, biological process: carbohydrate metabolic process; peptide modification. NCBI's taxonomy places the organism in Eukaryota, Metazoa, Chordata, Mammalia, Rodentia, Heteromyidae. The transcript is spliced from 9 exons. The record is from RefSeq and is a predicted model, not a curated record. Gene Ontology annotation, cellular component: plasma membrane.
CCAGUGUUUGGUCCAGGGCUGGUGGAGGGUUUCGGGCUGCAGCAUCCGCCCGGGCUUUAGUUCGGGGGUCUUGGGGCCUUGGGGUGCAAAACGGCUCCCCUUCGUUCCGGUGGGUUCCGAGCCCUGGCAGGCUUGUCGCGGAGGUGCCGGGUCUCGGCGAGUGGGCUGCUGCCGGGGGCCCGGGGUCCCCUUGGGCCGCGGAUCCCGACCAGGGGCCGAGGAGCUGGGGGUCCAGGGUUGCCCGCGCGACGCGGCCGCGAUCCCGGAGUCGAUCUGAGGUCUCUCUUUCCCCUGUUCUGCAGGCUCGCUUCCGGCGUCAUGGCUCAAAGGGCCUUCCCGAAUCCUUAUGCCGAUUAUAACAAAUCUCUGGCCGAAGGCUACUUUGAUGCUGCUGGGAGGCUGACCCCUGAGUUCUCACAGCGCUUGACCUGUAAGAUUCGAGAACUCCUUCAACAAAUGGAGAGAGGCCUCAAGUCAGCAGACCCUCGGGACGGCACUGGUUACACGGGCUUUCUAGGUAUUGCGUUGCUUUACUUACAUCUCUAUGAGGUGUUUGGGGACCCUGCCUAUCUGCAGAUGGCUCAUGGCCACGUCAAGCAAAGCCUAAACUGCCUGAGCAAGCGCUCCAUCACCUUCCUGUGUGGGGAUGCAGGCCCCCUGGCCGUGGCCGCCGUGCUCUAUCACAAGAUGAACAGCGAGAAGCAGGCCGAGGACUGCAUCACGAGGUUAAUUCACCUAAAUAAGAUUGACCCCCAUGUUCCGAAUGAAAUGCUCUAUGGACGCACUGGCUACAUCUAUGCUCUUCUUUUCAUCAAUAAGAACUUUGGUGAGGAGAAGAUUCCUCAAAGUCAUAUUCAGCAGAUUUGUGAAACGAUUUUGACCUCCGGGGAGAGUCUUGCUCGAAAGAGAAACUUCACAGCAAAGUCUCCCCUGAUGUAUGAAUGGUACCAGGAAUAUUAUGUGGGGGCAGCACAUGGCCUGGCAGGAAUUUAUUACUACCUGAUGCAGCCCAGCCUUCAAGUUAACCAUGGGAAGUUAUAUAAUCUGGUCAAGCCCAGCGUGGACUUCGUUUGCCAGCUGAAAUUCCCUUCGGGCAACUACCCUCCGUGUGUGGAUGAUAACCGGGACCUGCUGGUGCACUGGUGCCACGGAGCCCCCGGCGUCAUCUACAUGCUUAUCGAGGCCUACAAGGUGUUCAAAGAGGAGCAGUACCUCUCUUAUGCCUACCAGUGUGCUGACGUGAUCUGGCAAUACGGGCUGCUGAAGAAGGGAUAUGGGCUUUGCCAUGGAGCUGCCGGGAAUGCCUAUGCCUUCCUGGCACUGUACAACCUUACACAGGAUAUGAAGUACCUAUACCGGGCCUGCAAGUUUGCCGAGUGGUGCUUAGAUUAUGGAGAGCAUGGAUGCAGGACCCCAGACACCCCCUUCUCUCUCUUUGAAGGAAUGGCUGGAACAAUAUACUUCCUGGCCGACCUGCUAGUUCCUCUGAAAGCCAAGUUCCCUGCAUUUGAGCUGUAAAAGGAGAGCAGCCGCCCAGCUGGACUCAUGGCCUCCUGUGUAUUCACAUCAGUGCUGCACACUUCUGUUGCUUUUCAAGGAAAUACAGAAUCCAACUGUGUACCUGAGUUAGUUGUUUUCUUCAGAAUGGUCGUUGCUUUGAUUCCUUUGUUCAUUAUAUACUUUUAUUUAAAAGUAAGCAAGACAUUCUUUUUAGGUUUUGUCUGAAAGGAUGGAUAAUAAGUACAAUCCUCUGAGGUCAUUUACAUGUAUUUCAGGACUUGGAGGAAAUCUUACUCUUAUUUAAAUUUAUGAACAUAACUAUCUAUUGCUAUUCUAAAAAAUGUUUAAAAGAAAUUACAUAUAGGUAAGCGGAGGUAGAUAUGUAGCUGUUGCUGAAUAUUACCUUCUACCUCUUCUGUUUCAUACUUUAACCCCAACAAGGGGUAAGUUUUAUUAUUUGCUUUUCUUUAACUGGUUGAUAAUAGAAGGGGACAAAAUAUAAAUAGUGGCUUCUAGGAGAAAAGACACAAGAGCUACAAAGGAGACUUGGAAACUAAGCACCACUUUUCAAAUUCCUGAUGCCUGUUUGCUCUAGAGAUUAAAAUAAAUGCACUGUAAAAUCUGCCUCUGAUUUGACAAAAAAGCAUCUGGGACUGCAUGCCAGUGUUUAUAUCAAAACUUUUGCAAAUGUGAUUGUGUCACACAUUUUAGUUGAAUGUUAGUUCAAGAUAAGCUAUCAGUAACACUUUUAGUGUUGCUGUUGUUGUUAUUUUUAAGUUCAGGGUUCUUUGGAACUAUUUGCUUUGAUUUAUUUGUUUGCUUUUUGGUGUUGGAAUAAGAUCAGGUAGCACAUUUCCUGUGUGCAUAUGCUAUAGUGUAGGAUUCCAGUCUGUCCUGGUCCACUGACCUUCUAACCCUUGAUUUUUUUUACUUACGUGGCACUGACUAUAAGUUAAUACUUGCUGUCCACUAUAAGCUGAGUUUCUUCCCAUCAAUUUCUCUCAACAUUGGUGUUUCUAUGCAGUAAUUCAGCCUUCUUCUGCCUUACAAGCAGAGCAAAAAAAAAAAAAAAAGAAGAAGGCCAGAUAGCCAAUCACUAGAGAAAGAAUAAACUUUGGAGAGAAUUUUUACUUAUUAGGAAGCAUCAUCCAGAAAACAAUCCUUCCUAUAAACAGAUAGAUCUGUGCAUAUUGCAGUCUGAACAGCUCAUCAGUUUCUGAAACCACAAAACCAGGUUUUAUAUGGUAGAUGAGGAUUCCUUGAUGCUUUAAAUUCUGUACAAAUUGGUUCCUCCUCUACCUCCUCUUCCCUUCCACCACCCCCCCCCACUGCUGCCUUUCCUAGACCACUCUUCUUGACUGAUUUGAAAGAUGUUGAAACUAUAAAACAACAGGCUCUGAGAAUUUUAAAUGUGCAAUUUCUUGGUCACAAAAAAAAAUGCUAUUUUUACUGGAACUUAGAAAUUGUCUGAUCCUUUAAAGUUUGCCAACAGUAGGAUCUAAGAAGUAACCCACUGCUCAGUUUGGAGCCUGAAGCUUCUCUCUUAGUUUCUGCAGUACUGCUGGUGAGCUGGGGACAGCUGUGCCUUCUUCAGGAGAGUUUCUAUCCAUUGGUGUUGACACUUACAGCAAAGCUCAUUUAUUUGCCCUUGUCCAGGUGUCCACUUUGAGAGGAGAAAGCUCAUUUGGCUUAACUAAAUGUCAUAUAUCGUGCCUGUACUUUUAGCUACUAUAGAUAUCUUCACCAGGGGAAAAGAACAAAGCCACUCUCCUUCUGCAAGCCGGAGCAGCCCUGACCACAGCGCUUCGUGAGCAUUUUGAUGAAGAACUCAAAACAGGGAAAAGAACAUUCUGAGUCAUGUUCUUGUUCAUGUUUGGAUUGCACUUAACGCUAUUGUCAUCCAUUAAGAAAUUCAUUCUCAAAUACAAGUGUAAGAUUCUACCUAUCUUUUUCAUACUUGAGCUUUUUAAAACUUAUUAGGCUGGUAGGAUGUUUAUACCAUUGUUUCCUUACACUAAAGAGCUAAGAUUUUAAACAGGGUAUAGAGCCAACACCAAUACCUGUCACUAUGGUAGUGACUAAAAGAAAGUUCCAUUAGCUUUCUUAGUUUCAGAAGGAAGCAAUGUCCUUAUUUCAGUCACUUUUAGUACAGUUCAGUUAUUUUUCUCGUUGGUUAUAAACCUUCUCCCUAGUGGCCUCCCAGAAAACUCAGUAACCUUGCUUAUCUCUAUGCAAAGACUAGGUGGUAAAGCUCCAAAUCUUGUCAAGCAGAGUUCGUUACCUUACCAUGCUUUUGUGCAAGCAGUGGUGAGAAAUUUCAGUGGUUCACUUUUCAGUUCCCAUGGGGCUUUCGUUGCAUCUUAGUUGUCAUCACAAACCUCCCUGGCAGGUAGUUCCAGGUAAAAGGGAAUCUAAGUAUACUUUCUCCUUAUUCCCAUUUCCCUCAAUAACAGAAUUGAGAGACAUCUCUGCUCCUGUGGUUCUCUAGUUAGUUUACAUGCAUUAUUAGGAUGCCUUCCCUUCUGUCAACAGAUUUUGAAAUAGAAAUGAUGGACAGUGAAUGUUGACUUACACACUCCUCUGGAUCCCAGAAUUCACCUGUAGUUGCCAGUGACACACACUGAAUCUUAAUUCUGUUUCUGCCUCCCCUAAACAGAGCAGAGCACACUUCUGUAUGUUCUGUCCUUCCGGGCCAGAGAACUAUUUCUCCUGUAGAUAUGCAAUGCAUCUGGAAUAUUCAGGGAAUUCACUGCAGUGUUACAUUAUCAUUACUGGAAAGGGUUGAUAUCAUUUGCAUUUAUAUAUUGUAUAAAGGAUUUGACUUACCAGUUCUCAAUAAAAGUUUGUUAGGACUACCUAUUGUAAUGUGCUUUUGUUCGUUUCAACUUAAACCUGAAAAAUAUUUUUUCUUCAGUAGUAAAUAAUGUCUUUUUCUUUGCAUUCAGACUCUUAAGUUCUUUCCUAACUUUUGUCUUUAUUGUUAAGACAACCAC